UCAACCUUUAAGCUCACCUUUGGCCUGUCAAAGUCUCUGCAGUCCCUGCAGGCGGGUGAAGGGAGGAUAACAGAUAACAGAUAAGCAGCGACAGGUGAGCUCCUCCUUCGGACUCCGACACCGAGCAGAGACGAGCUGGACAUGGCUGAGUACAGGCUAAGGGUGAUUUCUCUGACCAAGAAGCCAGGUCAUACCUUUGGCUUCUACUUGAGGCAGGAGCAUGGUGAGGAAGGUCACCUGAUUCGCUGCCUGGAAAUGGGAGGUCCAGCUGAAUUAGCUGGCAUGAAAGAUGGAGAUCGCAUCCUGCGGGUCAAUGGAACAUUUGUUGAUGGACUGCCCCAUUCAGAGGUGGUGGAUGUUGUGAGAAACAGUGGAGCAUCCGUCGUAUUCCACAUAUUGGAUGAAGCUUCCUACAAGCAAGCUAAGGCACAGGGAGUGAACAUGUCAAACCCCCAGAGCACACCAGUUGCUAAUGGUGUGUCCAAACAUGCUCCAAAACCCAAACUCUGCUACGUGGUUAAGUCCAGCUCGGGCUUUGGGUUUUCUCUUCGCUCUGUCAAAGGUGAGCCGGGUUUUUUCAUGACAGAGGUGAACCCAGGGAGCGUGGCCCAAAGGGCAGGAGUCAUGUCCGAUGACAGGCUGGUGGAGCUCAAUGGAGAGAACAUAGAACACUGCACACAUGAUCAAGUCGUGGACAAGAUCAAGCUGACUGGCAGCAGUAUAAUGCUCCUGUUGGUUGAUGAAGAAACAGACAGGUACUACAAAAACAAGCGUAUAAAGAUAGGAGCAUGGUUAGCCACAGUAAAGUAUCUCCCUCAGAAGCCACGCAUCAUUGACAUGACCAAAGGAUCUGAUGGCUAUGGCUUCCUGCUCCAGGAGGAUGUCAUGCAAACAGGCCACAUCAUUAAGGAUUUAGACAAAGGCAGCCCAGCAGAAAGAGCAGGCAUGAAGGAAAUGGACAGGUUAGUAGCUGUUGAUGGCAAGGAGGUGGACAGCUGCAGCCAUGACCAGGUGGUAGACAUGAUCAGGCAGUGUGGCAACAAAUGCCGCCUCCUAGUGGUGGACAAAGACACGGACCAGAUGUAUAAGUUGGGGCAAGUGUCACCUCUGCUUUUCUGUGAGGAUAUGAAGGACUCUACCUCACCGCCCAGUUACAAUGUGGCCAUCAAUUUACCUGCUGCUGUCCAACCAUCCACACCUGUUCAGGAGAGGAGAAAGGAGCUCAAACCCAAACUGUGUAAGAUGGAGAAGACCUCAGCUGGCUAUGGCUUUCACCUUAACGGCAUACAGGGGGUGUGUGGACAGUACAUUAAGGAAGUGGUGAAAGGUGGAGCAGCUGACAGGGCAGGUCUGGAGGAUGAUGACAUUGUGGUGGAAGUGAAUGGAGUAAAUGUGCAGCAGAGCAGCCAUGAAGAGGUGGUAGAGAUGAUCCGCAACAGUGGUAGCACUCUGGAGAUGCUGGUAGUUAAUAAGAGUGUCUAUGACCAGCUCAAAGCUGAAGGAGUGUCCAUCACACGCAAGCUCCUGGGAGACAUAUCUUAUGUUGAGGUCCACUCAGAAGAAACCCACGGGACCAGGAACGAGGACAGACACGAGGAGACAUCCAGACCUGAAACCCAAACUGAACCACCAAGAGAGAGGACUUCAUCAUGUUCAUCUCAGGAGAGCAUCGAUAUGAGACUGUAAGAAGUCACCAAAAGCACCCAUUUCCUCCGUCGAUGUCAAUCUAAUGUUGAUCCAUGUUGUUGUUUUUUUAAUCAGCUGUUAAGGGUUUCAAACAUCCACUUAAUAUUAAAAGAGACAAAGAGAUGAAGGGGAAAAAACAGACUAAAGACAGUAAGGACUUCACUGUAAAAUUCAGUCAGUAUCUGAAUCAUAAGGGCUAGGUACAAAAUCUGUUCAUGAAUACAUUUGUAUUCCUUUGAUGCAAAUAGUAGUUAUACUUGCAAAUGAGCCUGUGUAAUGAUCUGAGUAAUGUCUUUCACAAACCUGAGAUUACCAGUGUAUAAUAAUAAUGUACCAAUUACCAAGAUAACCACAGCCUACAGCAUUUAAGAUUACACUACUCACGCUGCCAGUAAAUACUAUGGACUUUAAUCUAUUUUUGUCUCUAUGCAAAAACUGCUGCUUUUAUUUUAUUUAACAUUUUAAAAAUCAAACUCAGUUGUUCUCAUUUUUAAAAUAAAAGUAAACAAUAAAUGAACACGAUAUAUGAAUUAAGCUUUAUGAGUCUUUGUUUUUGUUUCCAAUCAAAUGGCAUAUUUUGUUAAAAAUAACAGCUGCUUCAGGACAGACAUGAGUGAUACCUUGAGCUUUCCUUCAGUCCAUUUACACCUCAGUGAAAGUGAAUCAGGGAUGUGCUGUGAAUAGUACAGCUCCAGUGUGGUCAGACAAAAAAAA
Scatophagus argus is the source of this 2400-nucleotide messenger RNA. RefSeq names its product PDZ domain containing 1 (gene pdzk1). Lineage: Eukaryota; Metazoa; Chordata; Actinopteri; Scatophagidae. Gene Ontology annotation, molecular function: protein binding; protein-membrane adaptor activity. Gene Ontology annotation, biological process: protein localization to plasma membrane. Bases 142 to 1686 code for a protein of 514 amino acids. The transcript has 8 exons. The record is from RefSeq and is a predicted model, not a curated record. Gene Ontology annotation, cellular component: apical plasma membrane.